This is a messenger RNA of Cercospora beticola, 819 nucleotides long. RefSeq lists its product as uncharacterized. NCBI's taxonomy places the organism in Eukaryota, Fungi, Ascomycota, Dothideomycetes, Mycosphaerellales, Mycosphaerellaceae. The record is from RefSeq and is a predicted model, not a curated record.
CUACACGCAUCAUUCGCGUCAUCUCUUUGCGUGAUAGUAGAAGUACCUGGUGAGCUCGUGAGCUGCAUUGUUGAACUCUCACCACUCCCUUCCAUAUCAUGCGUCCUUUCUCCCAAUCUCUCCUCCGUGCAUCAACAAGAGCUACCAACUUUACACCAGUCUCACGUCUCACACUUGCCACGAGACAGCUACGAACCCCAGCUUCACAAACCACCACAAGAGCUUUCACACAGACUACCAGAACCAUGUCUUCCGAAAACAAGGAUGUCGGACCUCUUAAGAUCGAAAGCACAAACAUUUCCACAGCUUCCGGCGUAGAACUCUCUUCCCAACAGCAAACACUCGUCGGCUCUGUCCUCGAUCUCUUCGCUGGAAGGCCCUCGUUGGCAAAGCUCCAGCUCUGGAAGGAUGAGGGAGAAUUCAUCGAUCCGUUGACCAUCGCCAAGGGAAGGAAACAAUUCGAACCGCAGUGGUACGGCCUUCAAUCCCUCUUCUCCGAAAUCGAACGUCUUCACCACCAAGUGACAUCCUCCGGCAACCCGAUCGAAUUAGACCUGAAAUCCCGCUACGUCGUCAAGGGAAUUGGAAAGGAACAAAUCAUCAACAGCAAGGUCAAGAUCUGGACUGAGGGGGAUAAGAUUGCGAAGGUGCACGAUGAGUGGGACGGAAAAUUGCCAGAAGGUGAUAUUGCGCAGGCCUUCCAGAGACUGAAUGCGAACUCGGUGCCUUUGAUGGUCAGUGUGCCGAAGAAUGCGGAGGAGGAUGCGAAGAGGGGAAAUUAGAGUGACGUAGAUUACUGUACCGUCAGAUGAAUGGAAU